GCGCAAGCGUCCACGAUGCAGCGGCGGGUCGCCGCGUCUAGGCAACCGCAGCGAUCACCGGCGACCAAUAUAGGCUGGCCGCCGCUCGAUCAAUGCCACUCACAUUGGCCCCCAAGCCGGCCGGACGCAGGGCCAGUCGCCAGUCGCGCUUUAAACGCUCGCGGAGGGAGACAAUGCCCGCACGGCGCGCUUUUGUCGCCGGAUUGUUUCGUACUACCUCCCUGCCCGCACCAUCCUCCCAGGACUCGUUCGCCGAGAAACGGCUCGCGUCAGGUGCUCUUUCUCCCCUUUUGUUGGCCGCGAACGUCUGCGCGGACGACGCCGCCGUCGUCGUCUGCUAGCUCUCGCCGGGUGCGCGUCGUCUGCUUCGGGCGUGCUGCGCAUAGUGAUACGCCGUCUGUCUCUGAACUGAGAGUUCGUCUGCUUCAAGCGCGCUGCGCACGGAAUGAAACGCCGUCUCCUCCAGACCGGAGUUCGUUCGCCACAAAUGCACCGUGGGUUGAGUGAAACGCCGUCUGCCGUGGACCCGAGUCCGAGUGCUACACAUGCACAGUGCAUUGAAUGAGCUUGUCUACUAGGAUGGAGGUACCGUGAAAAGCGCUCUCGUCGUCUAACCAGCGUGAUAUUUUCUGGUUCAGCUGCUGCAAACCGAGUGAAAAUUGUGUGCUCACAAAAGGAAACGGAUGCCACCUCCCUUCUCUCGACGCGAACUCGGUGGACCUUCUACGUCAUUGACGAAAGUUCUGGAACAGCUGGUGCGCGGAGAGCAUCCGACGUCUGCAAUAUGCGGGAGUUCGUCUGCUUCACGUGCUGCGCAGUGAAUUAACGACGUCUGCUAUAAACGGGAGCUCCUCUGCUUUUACUGGCAUGCACUGAGUGCAUCAACCUCGUCGGCGCUCCACUGCAGUUCGUCUGCUUCAGGUCCCGUGCAAUUAAUGCCUGUGACACAGAAUGGCUCGUUUUUACCUGCUUCUGGCGAUGAUGUAGUAAUAACAAUGCGUAGUUCGAUUUUAGGUGUCGGCUUGUUGGGAUCGCUUGUUGCGGCUCCGUUGACAACGGAUACGUUGUUUCUUCGGGACGCCUUGUCUCAGGCCUCUUCGAGUCCGGAAUGACAGUGCGUAGUACUGUCAUUAUGUCGUAGUACUGCACAUAAUUUUCUUCUUUUUUUCUCUACUCAGAAACUUAUAAUGACAGCGUAUCACCUGUCUACCCCGCAGGUCUGUUUGUGAUGAGACGUACCGGCUGACUGUACCUGUAUUAUGUUUUGUAGUUGCCGUAUGGUCUAUACCGCGAUUCUAUAAGACUUCACGCAUGAAGUCAUGAGCCACAGCAUUUAUUACUCUUCGCCUCCUGGCUAAGAAAUAUUAGAGUGAGUUUGUACGGCUGUUCUUAAAGCACACUAAUACAGCUCGGGAUUAACGCCUUGUGGUACAAGGCGCAGUUCUUUUGUUUCAAAGCUCGGCGUCCGCUAGUGAAGCAAAUUCGUCUGCUUGCGGUGCCGCGCAUCGGACAACAGCGUGCUUUAGAACAUUACUUCCCUAUAAUAUUGCAUUCCGCAGCAAUGCAAAACGUCCGAUGUCAGCGUUAGUUAGCGCGCUUCGGGUGCCGCCUGUAUAACCUGUUCACUGCACUGUUACCCUUUGUGCAUCAUCGCUCGUGAAACUGAAUCCUAGCAGUCUGGCCUUCACUUUCAUGCUACUGGCCGUUGAGCAUUUGACAUUUCUUUGGCAUGCAUUUGACAUUUCGUUGACAUUUCUCGUCUUAUGAAACAAUGCUUCUGUUGCUGACGCGAGUUAGUCUUCUCCGGUAUGCGUAGUUUCGCGUAAUUCUUCUGCUCCCUUGCGUCGUCUGUUCUAGAUCUGUUGUCGUCUGCUAGGAGUAUAUCUGCACUGAGUACUUCAAGUCAUGAUCGUUGAGAAAGAGUCUCACUGCCUGGAACUGUAUACUUUCAGCGGUGAACGUAUCAACCACCACCUGCUUUUCUGAAGCAAACAACUGCCGCUUUUCUAAGCGCGUUCCGACAGGUGCGCUGACGUAGCGCGUAAGUACGAGAUUCAGUCGCCUUCAAGUGCACAUACUGCGUUGUUUGCGUCACCUCGUCAGCCGCUGUAGUGUGCCGUGAGCUUCGCCCGUCUGGUGUUUCCUUGUAACGGCACUAGGCUACCAGUCCUGCAGACUCCUGAGCUGAAACGUUCUCAUGAUGCCGACCAUCCCAUCUGGCGUGUAAUGACGUGGCGAUGUAGCCAGAAACGCGCUGCUGCUAUCACAUUUGGUUGAACGGGCGAUCCUGGACAGUCGGACAUACCUAUCAAUCCUUAGGUACGUUUUGAUAGAAGCUGUCACCAUCUUCGCUUUCUCGCGCACCUCUCCGGACGUUUAUGUGAGAGACGGCAGCUUGACUCGAUCACGGUGCUUUCUGGAAGACACGCCGAAGGACUGCUAUCUCUGAUCCUCUGAUCCUACGUCGUGGAACCACGCCGUUGCCCCGCACUGUGAGUACAACGAGCUAUACAAGACUACGUCACAAAACACCACACAAGAGUGCUUGGAUCGGCUCCGUGACCGUAAUUACGUUUCCCGUCUUCUUUGCGGACCACUGCACCCUGUAUGGCAUACGGUCGGCUUGGAUGAAUUCGCUUCCCAAUUCUGCUCGUAUACUUUCAAUGCGUCGGGGAGUCGGGGGGCCAAACGGCCAGCUGCAGCCGCCGAAGACGUCGCAUCGAAUCAGGAGAUGUGGGAAGCGAAAAAGUGGGGACUACGCAACGUACACCCGAUGAGCGACCGGUCAAACAAAUCUGCACGCGCUGGUUCUUAAUCAGCCGGCGAUCGCUGGGUUUCAGCGUGUGACACAGACUGCCCGAGAAAGCCGAAGCAUUCAGCGAGCGGACCAUUAAGAAGCACAAGUGCGGAAGACAAGGACGUAACAAGCAGGCAACAUGCUGUCAUGGAUGAUAAGCCGCAAGCGGGAGCUCGACCUGCAGGAGCAGGCCAUGCGCCGCGAGCAGGAGGCCAACGCCCUCGAGUACGAGAUGAAGAGGCGGGCACUGCAGCGAGACCUGCAGGACCGGAGGCGGUUGGCCGCUACUCGAGGCACUGUGCUCUGCAUCGUGGGCUGCGGACUGGCGCUGGGCGCUCUGGGCGUGGCGCUCACCACGGUCGGCGUGUUGCUCCGCGGAGGGCCCUGGAAGGCGCCCUGCAUCGUGGCUGGACCGACGUGCAUCGUCAUGGGCUUCCUCGUGCUACUGCUCUCGGUGGAGACCAUCAUCAAGUGCCGGCGAGCGCAACGCUUCCAGCAGUCAGACUCCAAGGAGACCCUCCUGGAGCGCGCCCUUCACAAGGCGACCGGAAAGACCACCAAGGACACGAACGUGGACGACGCCACGACGCCCAGCAAGUCCAGGAGGGUCGCGCCCGGUGCCAGCGGUAGCGGUGGUGCCGCGGGUGAGGCCCCUGGUGCUGCGGCCACGGUCGCGAACUCGCUGCUCCUGGACCCCCAGAGACUCGUCGAACCCUUGCAGGUUGAAGAAAGUGUCGCGGACACCUAGCCCAGGGCACCGUCCGGCUGGUGACGGUUGAUUGUGCUUCGUGGCAUGCCCACUGGAGCGCCUGUCUGAGGUCCUUUCGACGCGCAUGGCAAGGAGCUGUGGACAGUGGUCGUCAUACAUAGCUGAGACGUCCUCGUGCUCCUCGAGUGCCCUCGAGACAUGUCGAAGACUAUUAUGGAUCCCAGGUCUACGAGAAAUUGUGGUGGUGAUUCGUUUGUCGUGACUUCUUGAACGGCGGGACUUAGCGAAGCCAUUUCGAACAGAACCUAGCAAUGCGGGCGCUAGUCCCACUGCCCACCGAAGACGUCCACAGACUUGUGGUGAUUUUUGAAAGUCGUAACGAGUGCUCUGUGUACGUCACCACAGAACAACGUCGACGGUGAUCACUGUCAGUGUCUCAUGACUCCUUUACUCAGGAGUACCGGAUACGUCUGUGGAAGCCACAAGUGUGCAGUGACGCCGGCUUCAGAUGUGGUGGCACAUAUCUUUGGCAAAGAUUAUACUGCUAGUGGCCCUGUGCCUUGUUCAUCGGCGUAAGCUUCAACCAGUUUUCUUAAGAUGCCUGCCGUUUGGAUAUUUGGGCAACGAUCCCUCUCUGUGAGUGGUAAGCAUUGUGAAGUGCGACAAGCGUCCAUAGAGUGUAGUGUUGCGGCGAGCGUUAUGGUGUCUCCACAAGCGAUACUCGUCAUGAUACUUCAUGAUACCUCUGACGUCCUCCUUCACAGCGUACUUUGAUAUAAACGUGACGACAUCGUAUGGACGAACGUCGACGCUGUGGAUAUAGAAAUAGGGAGCAUCCUACCGCUUUAAUGCCACGUGGUCACCAGAAGAUGCGAAGUAACCAUAUUCGCCGCACUUGCAUGCAUGCCUACAGUACCAACUUGUGUGGAGUAACAGGUAAUGCGUCAGGAGAAAAAAGAUAUUUCUACUUUUUGGAUGCAUGACCAGUAGCCGGCUUUGUAAUACCUGCCGAGUUUAUCAGCAAAUUCUUGACGACCGUUCACGAACACGACGCUAAAAUCACAUUGCGAGUAGUAGUUAUCCCUCGUCUUGAUACUUCGUCAAAAGAAAGUCUCGUGGGACUUCUCGAGACAGUCGAAUCAAAAACGAGGUGUGGCUAUAGGAGAUGCUUGUAACGGCCGCAGACUAGUUGGUAAUCAGAAAAUACGAUAAAGUUUAGUGUGGAAGAAGAAUCAGCAUAGAUCAUCAUCCAACUGCCGGGAAUCUUUGCGUGGUGUUUGUCGAAGACUACAUGCUGACAUUUUCGCAUGGCCGAUGUGCGUACCUGGGAAUCGCGAGGCACACGGAAACGCGUAGUGCUAGUUCUAAGACCCCAAGUCCCGCGUACAGCGAGUUAUCGGAUGGUACGAACUGCAGCGCUCCUAGUAAGGAUAACGGUGCGUCCCACGGGGCCGGUAAGUCGUGGUUCUUCACAAAGUCUGGUUCACGGCGAAAACAGUCGAGCGAGUUGAGCCUCACUGAAACUUUCGUCGGGGUGCGCAUACUGAUGCCGACACAGAUCCCCCUAGUUCUUCAUCAGGUAUAACAUGCGGAAAGGUAUGGUUUUUAUAAUGCCAGCUUUAUUUCCCGCCUGACGACUGCAUGGGAGCUCAUGUCACGCCCCCUGCAACGUCGCUAACGUUCGGAAAGCCCACUAAAGAACACCAACAUGUGGAACACACAUCUUUGUUCACCUAGGCGUUCGCCACAAUUGCGUCACGCGUCUAAGCCAAACCUCACACGUUUUUAAGGCGCUGAAAGUAAACGAGAGUAGGCGCCUAGGGUUCCUAGCAACAACGUCUCUGUGCUGGUUGGAGACGCCCCUUGUGAACCAAUAUGGCGGUGAAUGGGGAAAAAAAUGAGAGCGUGUAGAAAUGACGGAGUACCUAGACCUCGUACUUAAGGUAGUGCCUCAUCUGCGUCCGCGAUCGGAGAAAGUCUCUCGCAGUGACUGCAGGGCUACGACCAAGUUUUCACUUCUUGUGAAUCGCGCCACUUACACCAUGGGAUCAAAACUCUAACCGCGGUACUCGCGAGCCGUACGAAUGUACUGUAUAUAUCGGCGUUGAAGGCUUAACUGUGCGCUCUUUCGUCAUGUCUUUCUCGUCUCUGUUAUCAUGCUUCCGCUAAUCAGUCAUUAUCUGCGAAGUGUACACCACGCAGCUUGUCCUUUUUCAAACACGUGUCACUGUUGUAUGUACCUGUUCCGAAGGAAAAUAAGUGUGCCGACGUUUUUUUGUGUCCAUCACGAGCUUAAAACCGAGCGAAAAACAAGAUGCCGUAUCGACCAACGCAAUGGCCUUAUACCUGCGUAGCGGAGCUUGGUUGGACGGAAAGCUUCAAUCAAGAAUAACGUGACCUAACCACGAGAGGCUCCGUGCACCGUCAUCAAGGUCCAGCCGGGAACCGGCUGCUAGAUUCUUAACAAAUAAUACGUUACGUUUCAUAUACGGAAAUAUGAUGUUCUCUUGAAAUGAUGAGUGAACCCAUGGUUCUCACGCAAAAAUGUUAAGAAUAAAGGUCUGUGGCCAUUGCCUACGUCCAUACGGUAUUUGAAGGCCCAGCCCAGGCGUGACCAGCCGCGGCAAACAGCAAUCAAGGCCAAUAAAAUUUAAGUCUCACCAAGUAGGCAGCGCAUUCUGCACAUUUAAUACCGCGAUCACGAUAGACAAGAGCAAAUGCCUUAAAAGUUGCGUCUGCGAAGCUUAUGACUCUAAAGACACCUCCGCUUACAUGUGUGGCGCAUCUCUAACCAUAUGAACCCUUGACGUCGAAGACGAUUGAUGACCUUACGGGGUUAACUUUCAAUGACCGAUGGUGUGGCUUCUGACGCCACAGCCAAGUCCUGGUGAUUAAGUUUGUUGGGGAUUUGGGGUCACUCACCCCUAACUUAUUUUUUUUUUCAGAACACGGUGACUGGAAAUUAAAAGUUGUGGGAUUUACUACUUGGUGGCGCCGGCGUUAUCAAGAAGGCUUCAAACGGGCAGCAAGAAUGUUUAUGCAUCUGUCUAGCGGCGAAAAAUAAGGAGAGAACUGGCCAGUGAGUCUAUACAGUACAUACAGUGUGACAAAAGAGAGCGCAAAGGUUUCAGCGAGAUAGAAGCGCUAGCACUAGCUAGAGAAGAUAACGAAACACACAACAGUAUAAAACUAUAACGUACAUAUGAAGAGAGAUAAAGAAAGAGGCAUGCUAUGAUAACUAGAUGGGCAGCGCACUUCUUUAUCAGGCCAGGGCAGGCUGUUUUAGAUCGCGAAGUGAUAACAGGAGGUUUAUCCCUAGAAGUUGGCCUGUGCGUAGCAUGCAGAAAUAGUGAGGGAACAAUUACACAUCGCUUGUUGUUAGAAUGUCAGAGUCUGCAUCCAUGAAGCCCCAUGGUUCAAAAACAGCAAUAGAAAGACUUUUUGAGCAUGAGAAAGAAGAACCAGAGUGUAGACGAAUAAAAAUUGGCACAUAGUUGCAGCGUAACGUGAUAAUUGUAGACAACAGGGAUGCAAAUUGCAGCACACAGUACCUUGACAAGUGCAUUGCGUAACAACUUGAAUAGCAUACUGGAGUGCUGUGUAACAUACCACCGCCCCAUUUCAAAACACAAGUUCCCUCAUGAUCAUCAUCGUUAUCAACGUAGUUUGCAGAGAACUUAGAACUCUACACAUUGUCUAAACAGUAUCCAUUCUAUGGACAAUCAAGCCCGUGUUAUGCCCACGUACGUUCAACGAGCUUGAUUUCUGUACACUGAAGAAGUGAAGGAACUGGCCCGAAUGAAUUUCAUUUUGGUGUCACUUGCCUCAGCGGAAGUUACCCUAUGAAUCAGCGUGCAGGACGGAUCGAGUAUGGCGUGGCAGUCAGUGUUAGCAGCUCGCGACCUUCAAGUACCGCUUAUUAUUCUAGAAAAAAAAAAGAAGAGAAGCAGCUGUUUGCUCGCUUUCACGGGUGACCUUGAUUAGUUGUGCUGUUGCUGCUACAUCGUGCCUGGGCUUCCGUGACGAGCCUCAAGUUGCGUGUGCGGACGCAAUGUUUUCUUUGCGGAGUGCGGGGGGCGGUGGGGGGCAUGUUGACGCAUUCGUGAUAUAUGCAUCGUACGAGGGUGGGUGUGUGUUCCGUCCUGUGUAUCGAUCUAUCUAUCGUGCUUUCGCAUUUCCGUCCUCCUCCUUUCCUCUUUUUUUUCUCCCGCUGGUCCCUUUCUUGCUUUUUCUUUGUCUCUAAAAGCACUCAACACAUCGUCCAGUAUUCUGCACAUUCUGACUAAAGGAACAGAGAGAGAAAAAAAGCUCCCGUCAGACACAAAACGUUGUUUUAUAAUCGAACCUCUGUACCGCAGAAGAGCACCAAAAGUUUCAUUGAUUAAGCAGAACGCAAUGACAAUGAGCGCAGACAGACUAAGCCUGCCUUGCCUCCCCUUUGUACGUUUGAAGCUAAUGCUGUGCAGUCUUGAGCAAAAGUUCCAAAGCCACUUAACGACCGAAGCAAUCGGCCGUCAUGACCGAGUUGCAGUGGACGUCCGUAGCUCGGGAGAGUCGGGAGCACCUUCUCUCUGACGCUCGGUGCCUUUAUACCGCCGGAAAAAUAUACCAGGCCCACGGAUAUGCUUUACUACAAAGUAUGCGUGAUGUCCACAGACGUCCGGUGCACAUAGACAGCCAAUGCAUAUUUACUUAAACAACCGUAAUCGUGAUUAGCCAUCUUUGUAGACAGAAUUGAAUAUAUUUCCUGAAUGUUUUCGCUACAGACAGUCCAUAUUCGAAAAAGUAAGUGUACUGGAAGGCCGUCCAACGCUGGCGUACUCUAAAAACUGCUUACAUAAGAUGUAAGGCAUGAUGCUGUUUUUGUGAAAAUUUUAGAGGCCAUUGAGUACUGAAAUUUACAUGUCGUCAGCCUGCCUGCUAGGGUGCCUGUGGUUACCCGUUAUCUUGACUGACCACCUUAUAAAUAUGUAAACAGCGUACAGAUUGUCUGUAUACUUCAAGGGAAAUAUUUUGCCAGUUUAAGGAGUUCUCUUUUCGACGAAAGAAGGUCUUGAGAACGCUCACAUACAAUAGUAUUUGAAAAGCCUAUUUUCUGUAUUGCAACAUUGUAAAAUAUUAACAUUGCAUAGCCUCCCGAGUUGAGUUGAGUUGAGUGGUUGUAGGGUACUGGUGGGAUUAGCCUUGCAGUUGCUGCCGGCAAUCGCUCCACCGUAGCGACACUUAAAAUAAAUAAGUCACAUAAAUCAGACACACACCUCACAAUUACCAAUAGUCUCUCCUACGGUCACCAUGUGGAGACCAAAUCCGUGUCCUGCAGGUAACUUAAAAGGCGAGAAACCUCCUUCCUACACAACUGGUUCCCGUGCGGGAAAGGACCUAAUGUAGGCUACUUUUCCCUGUUAAGCUUUUCCAUUGGCUAUACAAAUUCUGCAGAGUGCAUAUAGUCGUAGAUCACUGUCACCAACAAGUCAAUCUUUUUUGGUCUAACAGUAGUUCACGAACUUUCAUGUAGGUUGAUUGCAGGAACGGUAUGGACACAGCCGACAGCAGCGUGAAGCCAUAAGUUAACAAGCACUCUGAUGACAUUCUGUAGACUUUGUAGUAAAACACACUUUCUAAGACUGUCCAGAUAUAUCUUUCAAGGUGGCCCACAGAUCUCCAAACACGUGUUUCCACCAUAAAAUCUAUAUACUUAUUAAUCGAAAAAAAUGCGUGGGUAGAUAAGUUUGUAAGUUCCCUCUCUGUACAGGCUUCAUAGUAAAGCAUCUGCAGACUUUCUAAAGACUGACCAAAUAUCAUUCGUUUCACUCAAACUGAGCCGCUCUAUGGUACAGUAAUAAACAAUAUACUAUAUCGAUACAAGAUACCAUAUAUUGAUGGAAGCCUGUCGUAUAGUAAAUCAAGUAAUGAGCGCCACCUUCAGUUCGCGUGCUGAAGUCAGCAUGCCCUGAUGAGGCCAAGUCACCUGAGCAAGGGCUACCAGACAUGUCGUGUGCCUGGGCAAGUCCACAGAACGUGGUGACCAUCGGCGUCUUGUGCCAGGGCCCAUAGUCACAGAUUACUCUUUUCUGUUUUGGUAACUCUAAGCUACGUUAAACCAGCUGUGCGAAAUCACCUGGUGGCAGACCUCAUCGAUAGUGGAGUGGCCUCAGAAUUUUCGACCAAGACUGCACAAAUGAGAGUGUGAUUAUUUUAGCGAACCUCACCAGUGUACCUAAUGCACGUGCAUUCAUCGCACUCAUCGUACUCACACACUGGCGGCUUGGCGCAUUUGUGUAUUUUAUAAACAAGAACAAAAUAUCCUCGACGCUGCUUUUCUAUCACAAGUACUUUGUCAAAAGCCAAAUAAACGUAU
Molecule: messenger RNA, 9864 nt
Organism: Dermacentor albipictus
Lineage: Eukaryota; Metazoa; Arthropoda; Arachnida; Ixodida; Ixodidae
Source: RefSeq, a predicted model, not a curated record